CGCAGGCAUCCGACGCUGCCGCUGUCCCCCGGCUGAGCCGCGCCCUGGUGUCCCGGACGCUGCGUGAGCCAGUGUGUGUGUCCGCGCCGGUGAGCGCCGCGCCGCGCCGGCCCUAGCCUCUCGCUCGCUCCCGGUUGCUGCGGUGCAUGUUCGCUUCCUGCCACUGUGUGCGGAGAGGCAGGAGGACCAUGAAAAUGAUCCACUUUCGGAGCUCCAGCAUCAAAUCGCUCAACCAGGAGAUGAAAUGCACCAUCCGGCUGCUGGACGACUCGGAGAUCUCCUGCCACAUCCAGAGGGAAACCAAAGGGCAGUUUCUUAUCGACCACAUCUGCAACUACUACAGCUUGCUGGAGAAGGACUACUUUGGCAUUCGCUAUGUGGAUCCAGAGAAGCAGCGGCACUGGCUUGAACCUAACAAGUCUAUCUCCAAGCAAAUGAAAUCUCAUCCACCAUACACCAUGUGCUUUAGAGUGAAAUUCUACCCACAUGAACCCUUGAAGAUUAAAGAAGAGCUCACAAGGUACCUUUUGUAUCUGCAAAUUAAAAGAGAUAUUUUUCAUGGUCGACUGCUGUGCUCCUUUUCUGAUGCUGCCUACCUGGGUGCCUGUAUUGUUCAAGCUGAGCUUGGUGAUUAUGAUCCUGAUGAGCAUCCUGAGAAUUACAUCAGUGAGUUUGAGAUCUUCCCCAAGCAGGCACAGAAGCUCGAAAGAAAAAUCAUGGAAAUUCAUAAAAACGAACUCAGAGGCCAGAGCCCACCAGUGUCUGAAUUUAACUUACUCCUGAAAGCUCACACUUUGGAAACCUAUGGGGUGGAUCCACAUCCAUGCAAGGAUUCAACAGGCACAACGACGUUUUUAGGAUUCACUGCUGCAGGCUUUGUGGUAUUCCAGGGAAAUAAGAGAAUCCACUUGAUAAAAUGGCCAGAUGUCUGCAAAUUGAAGUUUGAAGGGAAGACAUUUUAUGUAAUUGGCACCCAGAAGGAGAAAAAAGCCAUGUUGGCAUUCCAUACUUCAACACCAGCUGCCUGCAAACAUCUUUGGAAGUGCGGGGUGGAGAACCAGGCCUUUUAUAAGUAUGCGAAAUCCAGUCAGAUCAAGACAGUGUCAAGCAGCAAGAUAUUUUUUAAAGGAAGUAGAUUUCGAUAUAGUGGUAAAGUUGCCAAAGAGGUGGUAGAGGCGAGCUCCAAAAUCCAGAGGGAGCCUCCAGAGGUACACAGAGUCAGCAUUACUCAGAGUCGCAGUUCCCACUCCUUGAACAAACAGCUCAUCAUUAACAUGGAGCCCCUGCAGCCCCUUCUUCCUUCUCCCAUUGAGCAAGAAGAGGAACUUCCCCUGGGUGAAGGUGUUCCAUUGCCUAAAGAGGACAUUUCUGCUCCCCUGAUCUCCAGCUCGCCAGUAAAGGAAGCUCGAGAGUAUGAAGAUCCCCCAAGUGAAGAAGAAGAUAAAAUAAAAGAAGAGCCCUUGACCAUCUCUGAACUAGCAUACAACCCAAGUGCCAGCCUGCUCCCCACCCCUGUUGAUGAUGAGAUUGACAUGCUUUUUGACUGUCCAUCUAGGCUUGAGUUGGAAAGAGAAGAUACAGAUUCAUUUGAGGAACUGGAAGCAGAUGAAAAUGCCUUUUUGGUUGCUGAAGAAGAGGAGCUGAAGGAGGCUCGUCGAGCUUUGUCAUGGAGUUAUGACAUUCUGACCGGCCAUAUUCGGGUGAACCCACUGGUCAAGAGUUUUUCCAGGCUUCUUGUGGUGGGCCUGGGACUGCUGCUCUUUGUAUUUCCCCUGCUCCUCCUCCUUUUGGAGUCAGGUAUUGAUCUCUCCUUCUUAUGUGAAAUCCGCCAGACACCAGAGUUUGAGCAGUUUCACUAUGAGUACUACUGUCCCCUCAAACAGUGGGUGGCUGGGAAGGUCAACCUCAUUCUCUACAUGCUGGGUUGCUCAUGAGGUUAAUAUCUUAUAAAACUAAGGGCUAUAUUCAAUACUAGUGAUUUUUUUUCAGUAGAUGACUGGUUCUGAAUGGACAUGGGGUUGCCAACAGAUGUUCCUUUCUCAUAAUUGAUCAUUCAAACCCUCCAUUAGCUUUUCAUAAUUAAAUGCACUUAAAUCAAAGAUAGAUAUUUUACUUACGGGUCAGGAAGAUGACCUUUACAUAACCAAAAUAUGUUUAUUUUAAGUGUAGACAACUAUUAUAAUGCAUAAUACAUUGGACUGAAUAGAUUUCCCUGUUUUUAAUAGUUGGUACCAUCACAAGCUAUAAGGUUCAGAAUCAGAAUUUUAGUAAAAACCUAAGGGAAAGUUUUUGAAUAUAAUCCUUAGUGAAAAAUGAUGUCCUCUAACCAAUGCCUAUACAACUAAAUUUAUGCUGGGCUUUCUGUUUUGUUUUUUUAAAACUAUUUUUAUGUGUUCAAACUAUUUUGGUAAAUUUUUUGCAAAAAAAAAAAAAAAAAGCCUCCUGGAGUUAUUUAAGUAUAUGGACUGUAAGACUAACAAUGCACAAAGGUAUAUCGGGAAUUUUUUAAUGUUUUGGCACCAGUUUGUUUUUUAAAAUAUUUUUGGCUGAACAAGUCUAUAAUUUGUUAUUACUUGCAUAUGGGAUAGAAAAUGGGUAGAAAGAUACUUUAGUAAGUAAGCUCCCCAAACAGAUGAUGGGAAUGGAGGAUGUAGAAACUGAGAGCAUUGAGUUGACACAGGGGAGUCCCUUUUUCCAAGUUUUGGACAAGAUGACUUGGUACUUUUGUCUGCACUCUGUCCAUAUAUUUGGGCUAGGGAAGCAGAAUGUUUUUAAAAGAUAGUAAAAUUUUAAAGGAAAAAUGGUAAAAGAUAUACCAGUUGAUUGUUUAUUGUAUAUUAAAACAAGAGUGAGUGGAUUCAGAUAGAAAUUGAACUAAAGGAAAGUAGUGAAGAAGAGUUCUGGUGAGGCUGUAGGCAGGUGGUGGAAGGCAAAGGGUGUCUUUAAUGAAAAGGAUGGUGACAAGAGGCAUUCAAUGAUGUAAAGUGCACUCGCUGUCCAGUUGACAUAAACAUGUUUAAGUGGAUCUAAAUAAAAGUGGAGAAACUUUAAGGUAAAUUUUUUGGUCCCUCAUGCCAUUCAUUGUGAUUCUGUGGAAGAAACUUCAAAAAUGUGUGUGUGUGUGUGUGAGUGAGGGGGGGGGGGAUGAGUGGCUUUUUGAUAAAUACCAAGAUUUAUUCUUUAUGGUGGGUAAUAUUCUCCUUUCCUUGCAUGGUUUCCUUAAAAUCUUAACUUAUUCAUCAUUGGACUUCCAUUGGGAAAAUGAGAGUGCUCAUCAGAUGACAAAUCAGUUCAGCCUGGGUAGAGAAUAAGAUAACAGACAAAUCCUGUAGUACCUUCCUCUGCACCAUUAAAUCCAUGAGAGAAAGGGUCUGAUGCUUUCCCAUGCAGAGUACUUACCAACAUUUGGUAUGAGUGAGAAAGGGUCUGAGGUUUACAGCACAGAGUGCAGGAUUUCUUAUAUAGAGAUGGGGCCCACCUAUAAUAUCUCCCUAAUGACCCUCCAAUGCCACCAUUAGCAUAAUUUCCAAAUUGGGCAUUCCAGUCAAUGGGCAACUCAGUCAAUGGAGCUGUUAGUUCUUUAUUAGAUAUUUAAUUUUGAAAGUAAAUGUUGAAAGUCAGUUCAUGAGGCCUCUGUUGAACACAUUAUAAUAUAUAUACUUGCUAUUAUAUUUGCAGGGUUUUCUUCUGGUGGACUUUCAGUGAUUUAUACUAAUAUAGAAGUAUAUUUUCUAUGGUUGGAACCUGCAAUAAUUUAUUUUGGACAUUUGCAUGUAGUCAGCUUGGAAAUUGAAGUUUUAAUAUGUUCUAUUCUUUUUUGACAUAAGGGUACUCCAGUGUAGUCUAUACAAAUCUAGUCCCCUUUCUAUCAUUUUCUUUGAAAUUCUAACCAAGACAAAUUAUCUAGCCCUCAAUUUUAAAAAAUAAUAUUAAAUAAUAUAUUUAAAUUAUGGAAGUGCUAUAUUUUUCAUCAUAAAAUAUUUGAAAAAUACGCAGGAUAAUUAUCACAUGUCAUCCAACCAUGAGAUACAUAUGCCAUUUCCAGCUAGCAUCUCUUUUCUCUUAGGCAGAUACUUCUUUGUUUAUUGAAGAUGUUUUCAGGUUACAGAGUUGACAGAAUAGGAUCUACUUGAUUUAAAUGAUAGCCAUCCAAAGCAAAAUUGGAUUCUGGUUUAGAAUCAGAGCCUUUUAAAAAUACCCACUUAAGUUGUGUUAGUCACCACUUGCCUGCAUCAAAUGUGGAGACUGCUUCAAAAGGGAGAUGGUAUAAGUAGUAGUAAGACACAGAGUUCAAAGCACGUGUGUGGGUAUAUGUAUAUUCCAUAUUAUCGGUAUAUGUGUUUAUAUAUAAAUCUGUAUAUAUGUAUUUGUAUAGACACAACCAAUAUGCCUUUCACACAUAGUUAUGCUUAUUUUGACCCAGUUGAAGAAUUUGUGACAUGUUGUUGUUCCUUUCCCUCUCAGAUAUCAUGGUGGGUAAAAACCACAGCUUCAAAGAUUUGAAUUUUUCAUAAAGACUGCUGUGUGUACCUUUGUGGAUUUGUACACACAUGCAUGCAUAUGGCAAAUACAUAUACACACACAACCUUGUCUUUAGUGCUAAUGCAAGUGGGAUUAUGAAAAUAAUGUAGGUAAAGUAUCAUGUAUUUCUAUCUGUGCUUGGACCAUAUUGUAAAAUGUUAUGUAUUUGGAGUAUUACUUGUGGUUUGUCUAAUAUUUUUAAAUAUAACUCUGGGGAAAAUUCAAAACACAAUUGAUUUUAUUGAAAUACUAGAGAGAUGGGGGUCAUGAUACUGUGAUGGAGCCUUACCUUUGUAUAGUGAAAUCUGCAUUUCUCUGUCAACAUCCAGAUUGUUUUAUAUGUUAAUAUGGUGGCAGGAAUCCCUAAUAAAAAUACUCUGGGGUAAAAUAA
This is a messenger RNA of Marmota monax (woodchuck), 4912 nucleotides long. It is a transcript of the gene Frmd3, whose product is annotated as FERM domain containing 3. The transcript has 14 exons. The record is from RefSeq and is a predicted model, not a curated record. The coding region runs from base 147 to 1934 and encodes 595 amino acids. Gene Ontology annotation, molecular function: cytoskeletal protein binding. Lineage: Eukaryota; Metazoa; Chordata; Mammalia; Rodentia; Sciuridae. Gene Ontology annotation, cellular component: cytoskeleton.